This is a messenger RNA of Magnolia sinica, 3058 nucleotides long. Its product is annotated as protein indeterminate-domain 11-like. The coding region runs from base 747 to 2354 and encodes 535 amino acids. The transcript has 3 exons. Gene Ontology annotation, molecular function: DNA-binding transcription factor activity. NCBI's taxonomy places the organism in Eukaryota, Viridiplantae, Streptophyta, Magnoliopsida, Magnoliales, Magnoliaceae. Gene Ontology annotation, cellular component: nucleus. The record is from RefSeq and is a predicted model, not a curated record.
CAGAAAGUGCAACGUCAGAAUAAGCUUCUCUGGGUAUUGAAUGGGUGGACAAUUGCUAAAGGAUUCCUCAUCCACAUCUCCUCACUCUCCCUCCCUUUGCCAGAAAAUUCCCCUCUCUCUCUCUCUCUCUCUCUCUCUCUCUCUCUCUCUCUCUCUCUCCCCCCUUCUUUUCAAGUUUUAUGAUAUGGGUCUUCUUUUAUCUAUCUAUUUGUUUAUUUUUAUGUAGCCUUUGAUGGGUUUGCUUUUGUACUAGCAAGCAAGAGAGUUGUAUUGAAACAGGAAGGCUUAGUAUUUCUGAAGGUUUGGUGCAGUUCUUAUUUGCCAGUCUAUCUAUUUUUAUUUUUUAGGGUUUGAAGGAAAAGAGAAAAGGAACCAUCAUAAGUUUUUCUUUUUUCGAAGGGAGAUGGAUGUUUUUGCAGAUUAGAUGAGAAAUUGCAUCAGACAGUGACUCAACUGCGAAUUCCAUCAUCAUUUCUAGUCUUCCUUUUUUCAAAAAAAAAUUCAAAUUUCCUUCAUCUGUAGAUGCUUUAAAAGAGUGUGAAAUGAUGGUCUUCUGUUGUCUUUUUAGUCACAUGAAUUCCUACUAGAUCUGUUUGUAAAGGGGGAAAAGAAAAGAAAAGAAAAGAAAAACCAACAUGCCUUCCUAUUCAUGCCUUGCAAAACCCUUGUCUUGAUCUAUCUCUACCCUUUUGGGGUCUCAUCAAACCCUCGAAUUCCUCUCAUCAAAACCCAAAACUCCAUGUCUGAUGAUGAAAGGUCUGAUAAUUCAACACCACCCACUUGUAGAAGAGAACAUGUCCAAUUUGACAACUGCAUCAGGUGAAGCAAGUGCAUCUUCAGGCACCAUAUUCCAACAACAGUCCUUUCCUUCUCCAAAUCCAACCCCAGUGAAGAAGAAGAGAAACCUUCCAGGCAAUCCAGACCCAGAUGCUGAAGUGAUAGCUUUGUCCCCCAAGACCCUCCUGGCCACCAACAGGUUUGUGUGUGAGAUCUGCAACAAAGGAUUUCAAAGAGAUCAGAACCUUCAGCUGCAUCGGAGAGGUCAUAACCUUCCAUGGAAGCUGAAGCAAAGAACAGGAAAGGAGGUGAGGAAGAGGGUGUACGUAUGCCCAGAGACUACAUGUGUGCACCAUGAUCCUACAAGGGCACUUGGAGACCUUACGGGCAUCAAGAAGCAUUUCUGUAGAAAGCAUGGGGAGAAGAAGUGGAAAUGUGACAAGUGUUCUAAGCGAUAUGCAGUUCAAUCAGAUUGGAAGGCCCACUCAAAGAUCUGUGGUACUAGGGAGUACAGAUGUGAUUGUGGUACUCUCUUUUCAAGGAGGGAUAGCUUCAUUACCCACAGAGCCUUCUGUGACGCAUUGGCAGAAGAGAGUGCAAGAGCAAUCACAACAAACCCUCUAACCCACAACCCACUCCUACCCUCUCAAGGUAGUACUUCCACAGCCCAUGGACCUGCUACACAUACAAAUCCACAAUCCCAAUUCCCUCAAAUCCUGAGAACAACAGAAAACAACAAUAACAACAACAACAUCAGUAGCCAUCAUGACCUUCAAGCACUAUCAUUGAAAAGAGAACAACACCAGCAGCAGCAGCAACAUUUUAACAUGAGACCAGAGCUACCACCAUGGCUAUCUGUUGUAGGAGCUGGUCCUGGCCCACCAACUCAAGGACCCACAUCUCUAAACCACCUCGAUUUACCAUCAUCAAUAUUCUCUACAAGGUUAGAUCAUGAAUUCUCACACACCCAAAAUCCAGUGGCCCACAACAACCCUCCUCAGCCUCCUCCCUUCCAUCAAGCAGUCUCUCCACACAUGUCUGCCACAGCCUUACUACAGAAAGCAGCUCAAAUGGGUGCUACGAUAAGCAAACCGUCUUCUUCCUCAUCCAUGCUCAGAUCCCAACAAGGUCACAUGACUGCUACCACAACAGGUUUUGGGCUGGGACUUUCUUCAAGGGAAGAGAUGGACAGCAGCUUUGUGCAUGGCCUGACUACUUUUGGGAAUAAAGCUGCUGUUCUAAUGGACCACACAGAUACAGCUACAGCUACAGCUCCUUCUCUCUUUCAAAAUAUGAUGACUUCUCUUUCUUCAGCUACGGGCUUUGAAGGGUCUUUUGAGGAUGCUUUUGGAGGACUGUUAGGUUCAAAGAGAGAUGGAGAUGCUGCCGAAAAUCUUGCAACAGCUCAUCAUAGAAAUGAGGAAGGAGGAGGUGGUGGAAAUGAUGGCUUAACUAGAGAUUUCUUGGGUCUCAGAGCCUUCUCUCAUAGAGACAUUCUCAACAUGGCUGGGCUUGACCCUUGCAUCAAUUCCUCCUCAUAUGAUCAGACUCAAAAUCAAAAGCCAUGGCAAGGUUAGCAGCUUCAUUGCAACUGGUAUGCAUUUGGGUUCUUUAUCUUCCAUGAAAAUAACCAAUGAUUUUGGUGUUAUUUACAUGGGUUUUUUUUUAAUAGGACUAGACUAAGGUGAUAGUUCGCUACCAUUUUCAAAAUGGUGGUCACUCAUCCUCAGUACACGUGGAAUAGCGUAUAUGUCUGGCAAUCCAGACUGCCCCAUUUUCGUUGGACACUGAUAUGAUGAUCUCGGCCAUAUGAUUUCAACCGUCGAAUUGAAACUUUGGAUAAUAGUGCUUUUAGAUCAAUCGACCAAUGCGCUUUCGGUGCUAGAGAUGUCCUACAAUUCGGAUGGUCCAGAUUCUUUUACAUUAUGCCACGUGUAUGGAGGAUGAGUCAUCACCAUUUUGAAAAUGGUGGUGAAACUAGUGCACUAUCACCUUAUUCUAGCCCCAUUUUUAAGUGUAUGUUGCCUUGACAUAUACACCUGGUAUCCAUCCCUCUUAUUUCUUCUGUCCUUUUUUUUUUCCCUCCCAAAGGGAGGUUGGACUGUUUCAUUUUUCCUUUUUUUUUUUUGGAUGGUAGGGAUCUCAUAAACAUAGUAUUCUCAUGGCCCCUUCCUACCUUUUUUUCGUAUAUGAAUAUUCUUAUCUUUAUUUCUUUGUACUUCUGCAACUAUGCUUUUGUAGUGAAGGGCUUCAUAAGAAGAAAAUAGCCUCAUUACAAGCA